UUCGCGCCAGUCCCAGCAGUGGUUAAGAGACGAUCAAUGCUGAUCCAACAGACGAACUGCAGCAAGCCCCGGCGGCGAGGUCGCCGGCGUGUGCGCCGCAGCGGUGGUGGUGUCCGGCUGGGCUUGCUGCUCCGGCUGCGCGUGCGGCUGUCCGGCAUCGUCGGCCUGCUCGUCAGGAGCGUGGAGGAGCUCAGAUGCUGCUCCGCCCGUGGCAAGAUCGGCUGCUCGACGUCGAGAGCGCGCAGGCCGGCGGCGUCCCUUGGCGGUAGCUGCCGUCGCCGUCCGGCGCCGGCAGAGAGGAAUCAGAGCUCCUUCUACAACGAGGCCAUAGCAGACUGCUUGGAGUUCAUCAAGAGCAGAUCGACCUACGUGCCUGCGAAGGAUGAUAAGAUUGUCAGUUUGAAUUAGAUUGACUGUGUAGUCUUUCUUUAUGGUGAAGUUUCUGCUCUUGGAAUUGGUUUUACCACUUUUUUGGGGAGAAUUUAAUUAGUAUUUUCUUAGUGUUCUAUGUAUGUUUACAUGAUUAGUUCUCGAAACAAAAAAAAAUGUUAGCACCCAUCAAAAAAUUAAUCAAGA
Triticum urartu is the source of this 576-nucleotide messenger RNA. The record is from RefSeq and is a predicted model, not a curated record. Lineage: Eukaryota; Viridiplantae; Streptophyta; Magnoliopsida; Poales; Poaceae.